AUGUCAUCAAAUAAUUUAAUUACAUUACAUAGAUGGUUAUUAUCAGAUACUCAUAAGAAUAUGGAGAAUAAAUUAGAAAUGGCAAAUUUAUUCUCAGGUAUAGCAUUGGCAUGUAAAAUUACAAAUAAUGCAAUAAAGAGAGCAGGUUUUGAAAGUAAUUUCGGUUUAGCAGGUAUAACCAAUGUUCAUAGUGAAGAUGUAAAGAAAUUAGAUGUCAUUGCAAACGAUGCCUUCAAGAUGGCAUUAAAAUCAACGCGUGAAGUAUUUUGCAUGGUAUCAGAGGAAGAAGAUUCAAUCAUUCCAGUAUCACAAUCACAAGCAGGUAAAUAUGUUGUUGCAUUCGAUCCAUUAGAUGGCUCAAGUAAUUUAGAUUGUAAUGUCUCUGUUGGCUCGAUCUUUUCAAUUUGGCCAAAGGCAUCAAAGGAUCACAACUAUUCAAACGAUGAUGUACUUAGAAAGGGUCGUGACAUGACUGCUGCCGGCUAUGCCCUCUAUGGCAGUGCCACCAUGUUGGUAUUGACAUUUGGCCAAGGUGUCUAUGGCUUCACUUUGGAUAACCAUAUUGGUGAAUUUGUUUUAACUCAUGUCGAAAUGAGAAUUCGUACCAAAGGUUCAAUCUAUUCAAUCAAUGAAGGUAAUUCAGUCUUUUGGGAUAAAGCCACCCAAGAAUACGUUAAAGCUAUUAAAUCUGGUGCUGAUGGUCGUGCUCCUUACUCUUCAAGAUACAUUGGUAGUAUGGUCUCUGAUAUUCAUCGUACUCUCCUCUAUGGUGGUAUCUUUAUGUAUCCAGGUGAUACCAAAUCUCCAAAUGGUAAAUUAAGAUAUCUCUACGAAGUUGCUCCACUCUCUUUCAUUAUGGAACAAGCAGCUGGUAAAUCAACUAAUGGUUCUUCACCUUGUCUUGACAUGAUUCCAAAAUCAAUUCAUGAAAGAGUACCAGUUUUCAUGGGUUCUCCAGCUUGUAUAGAUGAACUUUUAGCUUUUCAAAAGAAAUUUAAUCAUAAUCAUAGUACUACUUCACAACAUGAAAAAGAUAAUUAA
Dictyostelium discoideum AX4 is the source of this 1041-nucleotide messenger RNA. It is a transcript of the gene fbp, whose product is annotated as D-fructose-1,6-bisphosphate 1-phosphohydrolase. The record is from RefSeq and is a predicted model, not a curated record. Bases 1 to 1041 code for a protein of 346 amino acids. Gene Ontology annotation, molecular function: phosphoric ester hydrolase activity; phosphatase activity; fructose 1,6-bisphosphate 1-phosphatase activity. The transcript has a single exon. Gene Ontology annotation, biological process: gluconeogenesis; carbohydrate metabolic process. NCBI's taxonomy places the organism in Eukaryota, Evosea, Eumycetozoa, Dictyosteliales, Dictyosteliaceae.